UUGUGAUCAGAGCUCCGAAAUGGACGGACUGAAAACGUGAAAAUGCGCUUUGGAUUUUCUUGGCUAGCAGUCGGCGUGUGCCUACUUUUCCACCCAAAUGUGAACCUUAACCUGGCGCAGUCGGCCAACAUCCUGGCCAUAUUUCCAUUCCACUACGGUUCUCCUUUUUUGGUGGCGCGACCUCUGAUUAAGACCCUAGUGAAACGAGGAUACAAUGUAACCUUGAUCUCACCACAGGGCUUGCCACCCAAUAUCAAAGGAGUUCGACAUAUACGCGUUCACAAACUCAAUAAAAGGAUGCAAGAAAUAAUCGAGACUGACAAAAUUUUGGAUUUCUUGAUUAACAAAUGGAUGGAGAGCAUUAUGGCUGCCACAAUGUACUUCAAUAUGUGCCAGGAUAUCCUGAGCGACGAUGGCGUUCAGAGAAUGCUCAAAGACAAAAGGGAGCACUUUGACCUUAUCAUGAUGGAUGCCAGCAACCUGGAUGCACUUUACGGCCUGGUGGAGUAUUACAAUGCCACUCUGAUUGGCCUAACCAGUAUAAGUGUCAACUGGUACACCGAAGAGCUAGCUGGCAAUCCCGCGCCCAGCAUCUAUGAACCUAUCUCUCAAAUAGGAUACUCCAGGGACCAUUCUAUACUGAGUAGAAUUUACAACUGGAUUCACAUUAAUGAGGAGAGGUUGAUAGAGCAUCUGGUCAUUCUACCAGCUCAACUGCAGGUCUUCAAAAAGUUCUUUGGCUACUCGGACCAGAAAUUCUAUGAACUGCGUAACAGGUUCUCCGUGAUCUUGGUUAAUAAUCACUUCAGUUUGUGCAGGGUGCGAUCUAAUGUGCCCAACCUCAUCGAGGUGGGUGGUUUACAUCUGAGCGAAUCCCCAGAACCAUGUGACAAGGAGUUGCAGAAAUUUAUGGACGACGCAGAAAACGGUGUCAUCUACUUCUCCAUGGGCCUGGACAUAUUGGUAAAGUUUCUUCCGGAAAAUCUUCAGCAAACACUGGUGAAGUCACUCGCAAAGCUAAAGCAGCGGGUUGUUUGGAAGAACGAGAUCUUUAGUAUGCCUAACAAGUCGGAAAACAUAUAUGUGAUUGAAAAAUCGCCUCAACGACAUAUUCUGGCACAUCCCAAAGUCAGACUUUUUAUUACAAACGGAGGUCUCUUGAGUGUUAUGGAGGCGGUGGACAGUGGAGUUCCCAUGCUGGGACUACCAAUCUUUUUUGACCAGUUUGGUAAUUUGCGAUGGGGCCAGACAGCAGGCAUGGCCGAGGUAUUGGACAUAAACAACCUUAAGGAAGAAACUCUAACCAACACCAUUCGGGAGCUGAUUGAUAACCCCAAGUACACUCUGAGGGCUAAGAAAAUGUCGAAAACUUUUAAUGAUCGACCCAUGAGUCCCUUGGAUACGGCGGUUUGGUGGACGGAGUACGCUUUGCGAAAUCGGGAUGUAUCACACAUUCGUCUAAAAGUGGAGGAGAUUCCACUUUUCCUCUACUAUAGAAUAGACCACAUUGUCCCUUUUUUCCUUCGAUUUGGAUUGAUCGCGGCAUCGGUGAUCUUUUUGGGCUUAGUUUUCUUCAGAAAAUGUGUGUAAGGCGAUUUAAUAAAUCGAAUGUAUUUCAACCUUAGAAUAAAGUGAAAAAUGGUUAAUCUUUUAGCCGUGUC
Drosophila suzukii is the source of this 1661-nucleotide messenger RNA. Its product is annotated as UDP-glucosyltransferase 2-like. The record is from RefSeq and is a predicted model, not a curated record. Lineage: Eukaryota; Metazoa; Arthropoda; Insecta; Diptera; Drosophilidae. Gene Ontology annotation, molecular function: UDP-glycosyltransferase activity.